UUUCACGACUUGCAGACUCUCAGGUUUGGAUAGAGGCGACAUUCAUGGCUUUUUACAGUCUCGGUCCAAGCUGGGGAGGCGUGAUGAUGAUGGGAAGUCAUAUGAAGUUCCACACUAACUGUCUGAGAAAUGUAUUGAUUGGCAUCAUUGGGGAUGUCUGCAUAGCAGUAUUCAGCAGCGUCGUAUUGUUUGCUGUUCUUGGUGUGAUGGCGAGCGAGAUCGGCGUACCUGUCGAGGAUGUUGUAAAGUCUGGGAUGUCAAUUGGCCUGGUAGGCUACACUCGGGCAUUGACAUACCUUCCUGCGCCUUAUAUCUGGGCUGUGGUGUUUUUCUUUGCGGUCACCAUUGUAGGACUCGACGCACAGGUGGUUUGCACCGAGACGGUGGUGUCAUUCAUGGAAGGAUUCAGUGCUAGACUAGGUCGACACGGCCACCUACUACUGGUGGUACUGGUCAACAUUGUCAUGCUUCUCUUCAAUCUCCCUUUUUGUACACAGGCGGGACCGUACAUGUUCCAGCUGGUGGACUGGUAUCUACCAACGUGGUCUGUGGUAGUGAUAGCCCUUCUAGAGGUUAUAGCCAUAAUGUGGUUUUAUGGAGGUGAUCGUGUUGACUCUGGUUUAAAAGACAUGAUAGGACGAAAAAUGCCACACGUGUUCCGACUGGUAGCCGCUUACAUAUCACCUGUCUUUUUCCUGGUAAGUAGUAAUAUAGAAUAA
Molecule: messenger RNA, 719 nt
Organism: Mizuhopecten yessoensis (Yesso scallop)
Lineage: Eukaryota; Metazoa; Mollusca; Bivalvia; Pectinida; Pectinidae
Product: sodium- and chloride-dependent glycine transporter 1-like
Exons: 7
Coding region: 45-719 (224 amino acids)
Biological process (GO): sodium ion transmembrane transport
Cellular component (GO): membrane
Source: RefSeq, a predicted model, not a curated record